Choloepus didactylus (southern two-toed sloth) is the source of this 4674-nucleotide messenger RNA. Its product is annotated as zinc finger protein 569. The transcript is spliced from 6 exons. Lineage: Eukaryota; Metazoa; Chordata; Mammalia; Pilosa; Megalonychidae. The record is from RefSeq and is a predicted model, not a curated record. The coding region runs from base 581 to 2641 and encodes 686 amino acids. Gene Ontology annotation, biological process: regulation of transcription by RNA polymerase II. Gene Ontology annotation, molecular function: RNA polymerase II cis-regulatory region sequence-specific DNA binding; DNA-binding transcription factor activity, RNA polymerase II-specific.
AAUGUGGUCCAGAGCAGGAAAGCAAAGGGCCUAUUCACAUUCUUCUCAGCACCAAGUUGCACUCCCAGGCUCUGCGUGCCGGACUGAAGAGAGGGCGCUCAAGCAGGAUCUUAAGCUGAGCCCCUUGGCGCGUCUGGACGCACUUAAACACCACUGGUGACUGUUUUCCCUAGUUGCAAGCAAGAAGGCCAGCUCCGUCCUGGUGAACCGCGGGGCACUUGGGGAAGUGUUGUCCAUCGUCUAACGGACCGGGGCUCGGAUUGCUGUCAGCCCCAGUCUGCACUGACCUCAGUGGCGCUCCUCCCUUAGCCGAAACUGGUCGUUCCACUUGGGCUGUGUUAUGUGGAAUCGGGACCUGUGUCCACGGGCUCGGUGAGUUCUUCACGUAUUAAGGAUUCAUUCAUUGAUCCAUUCACCAUUUAUUGAACACUGUGCAACAGGCACAAUUCUAGUUGCUUGGCAUAUAGUAGUGAACAAAAGAGACUGACUCCCUGCUACCAUGGUACUUACGUUAUUGUGGGUCAGAUAACAAACAAGCUCGGUCUCCUCAGGUUCUGCCCCUUCCCAGGAAGAAGAGGAAAUGACUGAUUCCCAGGAAACAGUGACAUUCAAAGAUGUGGCUAUUGACUUCACCCAGGAGGAGUGGCAGCGACUGGACCCUGCUCAGAGGAACCUGUACCGGAACGUGAUGCUAGAAAACUAUAACAACUUAAUCACAGUGGGCUUUCCAUUCACCAAACCUGAUGUGAUUUUCAAGCUGGAACAAGAAGAAGAACCAUGGGUGGUGGAAGAAAAAGUGUUAAGGAGACACUGUCCAGGAGAAGUAUGGGGAAUUGAUGAGCAUCAGAAAAACCAGGAAAGACUUUUGAGGCAAAUUGAAGAUAAAUUCAAGGAAACACUGACUGAGGAAAAAGUCAAUGAAUGUCAUAAGAAAUUUGCAAAUACAUUUCCUCUGAACUCUGUCUUUGUUCCUUCCAGACACAACCUCUAUGAAUAUGACUUAUUUGGAAAGUGUUCAGAAUAUAAUUUAGACAGUUAUUAUAAUGAGAGAAGCUAUAUAAGGAGGGAAUAUUGUAAACAUAAUGAUCCUGGGAAAUCAUUUUACAAUAGUUCAUCCUAUCAUGUAGUAACCCCAUUUAAGUGUAAUCAUUGUGGGAAAGGCUUCAGCCAGACAUUGGACCUUAUCAGACACCUGAGAAUUCAUACUGGAGAGAAACCUUAUGAAUGUAAUAAAUGUAGGAAAGCCUUCAGCCACAAGGAAAAACUGAUUAAACAUCAUAAAAUUCAUAGUAGGGAGCAGUCUUAUAAAUGUAAUGAAUGUGGGAAAGUUUUCAUUAAAAUGUCAAAUCUCAUUAGACAUCAGAGAAUUCAUACUGGGGAGAAACCCUAUGCAUGUAAAGAAUGUGGGAAAUCCUUCAGCCAGAAAUCAAAUCUUAUUGAUCAUGAAAAAAUUCAUACUGGAGAGAAACCUUAUGAAUGUAAUGAAUGUGGGAAAGCAUUCAGCCAGAAGCAAAGCCUCAUUGCACAUCAGAAAGUUCAUACUGGGGAUAAACCUUAUGCAUGUAAUGAAUGUGGUAAAGCUUUCCCUCGAAUCGCAUCCCUUGCUCUUCAUAUGAGAAGUCAUACAGGAGAAAAACCUUAUAAAUGUGACAAAUGUGGAAAAGCCUUCUCUCAGUUCUCAAUGCUUAUUAUACAUGUGAGAAUUCAUACAGGUGAGAAACCUUAUGAGUGUAAUGAAUGUGGAAAAGCCUUCUCUCAAAGCUCAGCCCUUACUGUGCAUAUGAGAAGUCAUACUGGUGAGAAACCCUAUGAAUGUAAGGAGUGUAAGAAAGCCUUCAGCCACAAGAAGAACUUCAUUACACACCAGAAAAUUCAUACUAGAGAAAAACCUUAUGAAUGUAAUGAAUGUGGGAAAGCCUUCAUUCAGAUGUCAAAUCUUGUUAGACAUCAGAGAAUUCAUACUGGAGAAAAACCCUAUAUAUGUAAGGAAUGUGGCAAAGCCUUUAGCCAGAAAUCAAAUCUCAUUGCUCAUGAGAAAAUUCAUUCUGGAGAGAAGCCUUAUGAAUGUAAUGAGUGUGGUAAAGCCUUCAGCCAAAAGCAGAACUUUAUCACACAUCAGAAAGUUCACACUGGAGAGAAACCUUAUGAUUGUAACGAAUGUGGGAAAGCCUUCUCUCAAAUUGCUUCCCUUACACUUCAUCUGAGAAGUCACACAGGGGAAAAGCCUUACGAAUGUGAUAAAUGUGGGAAAGCAUUCUCUCAGUGUUCAUUGCUUAAUUUACAUAUGAGAAGCCAUACUGGUGAGAAGCCCUAUGCAUGUAAUGAAUGUGGAAAAGCAUUCUCUCAAAGAACUUCUCUUAUUGUGCACAUGAGAGGUCAUACAGGUGAAAAACCCUAUGAAUGUAAUAAGUGUGGAAAGGCUUUUUCCCAAAGCUCAUCUCUUACUAUACAUAUACGAGGUCAUACAGGUGAGAAACCCUUUGACUGUAGUAAAUGUGGAAAAGCCUUCUCUCAAAUCUCAUCUCUUACUCUACAUAUGAGAAAACAUACAGGCGAGAAGCCUUAUCAUUGUAAUGAAUGUGGCAAGGCUUUUAGCCAAAAGUCUCACCUUGUUAGACACCAGAGAAUUCAUACACAUUAGAAACCCUAUGAAUAUUGUGAAUGUGGGAAACCUUAAGAAGGAAUUAACACCUCACUGCACAUUACAUAAUUGGUUUUUAGAAUGGAAAAUUAUGAAUGUGGAGGAUUCUGGAGUAGUCACAUAUUUAUGCAACAUCAGAAAAUUCAUACCAAGGUGACACAAUGUUGGUAUAAUGAAAAAGUUGGUCAUCAAAAACCUGUAUCAUACAUCUAACUUACUGAUAUUUAAUCAGAAUUUUCAUUAAAUUCUGUGACAAGGUAUCUGCUGUCAGCACUACUUAUCAACAUAAUUCUUGAGCUCCUAGCCAAUGUAUUAAACAAGAAAAAGAUUGGAAAAAAGAGGAAAUAAUAUAAAUAAAUUUUUAUAUGAGGACUAGUUCACUAGAAAAUGUGUUGAUAUAAAAUAUUUAAGAAUAAACACAACAAUGGAUUACAAUACAUUUAUAUAUAAAGGUAUAAAACAUGUUUGGUCACAAAAGAACACUUGAAAAAAUGGAGAGAAAUAAAAUUAUAUCUGAAAAGACAUAAUAUAAAACCAUGAGCUCUCCCCCAACUCUCUAAGUUUAAUGUACUUCCACUCAAAAGUUUUCACAAGUUAAUAUUUCUUAAAAGAACUUCAAAAACAGAUUCAAAAUUUUAUCAGAGAUACAGGUAGAGUAGCACAAAUAGCUGAAACAAUUUUCUAAAAAAUGGAAGACCCACUCUACCAGGUGUCAUCACAUUCUUUAAGGCUGAGAUCAUUUAAAUGAUGUGUCACUGAUGUAUUAAAUUCCCAUGGACUUUUGUAUGGAAACAAAUAGGGGAGUCAUACAAAAGUCCAUGGAAGUUUUAUGUAUGAUAGUGCUAGCAAAAUCAUUGGUGGAAAGGAUAACCUAUUCAAUAGAUAGAAGAUUCACAUGAGAAAAAAUUAUCUCUCUAUAUUCAAAAAUAAAAUCCAAAUGGAUCAAAGACCAGAAUACAAAAGGCAAAAAUCUAAAACUAUGAUGAAAAUAAAAUGGAACAUAUUUAUUACCUUAAAGUGACAAUUUAUUUUAAAACACAAACAUGUAAAAAUCAAUUUUAUAUAUAUAUAUAUAUUGGCCUCAGAGGAACUCAUAUAUGUGCAGAAGGAGAUAUACAUCACUAUGUUCACUGCAUCAUGGUUUGUAUUUGUGCUAGAUUGGAUAUAACAUAAAUCUCCACCAACAGAAGGGUCAGUAAAAUUAUUUCUAUGGUAAUGAUAGAAUACUAUACAGUAUUUAGAAAUAAGGUACAAAAUCCACACAGAAUUACAUAGAUAGAUUGCAAUACACAUUAUAAAGAGAAAAAAAAGCAAAAUGCACAAUGAAACAUGCUAUAACAUUUGUAUAAAUUUAAUAAAUUUAACAAUGCAAAGAACAUUACUGUAUAUUGAUCAUGGAUCCAUAUAUAACAUUGUUCCCUUUUAGGAAGUGGGAAAGGUUUGGAGAAAAUUGUUAUAUUUACCUGUAAUAUUUCUUUAAUAAAAGAAUGAAAGCGAAUAUAAGAGUGGUAACAAUUCUGAUGCCAAAAUUUUGGGUUUGUUAUAUUCUUUCUUGCCUUUCUGUAUUUUUCUAAUUUCUCUAAAAUAACAUACAAGUUGGUGGGGAAAAUCUAGGUUUAUAGAAGCAAUUUUAAAAUGUAUUUUUUUCUUGGUCAGAUACUAACAUUUAUAGAAAACGCUUUAAUAAUACACAAACCAAGUCUGAUUUAAGGUAAUAUUUUGUUUACUCUCUCAUAAUGUUAAUGGGGAUAAUGAAAAUGAGUUGUUUAUAGCACUAUUUGAGGCCAGCUUUAAAUAUUUAAAUAGUUUUGUCCCAAACAUAAGUGCUUUCCCUAUUUGAAAGCAGUGAGGAAAUGAAAGAAUUAUUUUAUUGUGGGAAAAUUUACUCUCUAUUUGGAAAAGAACAAAAACAUCCCACCCACAGCAUUUUGGGUUGGUUUCAGGUUAAAGAGAAGUGACCAUUCAGACUGACUGCAAAAUUUAAUUUAUUAGUGUUCUACUAUGUCAAGCCAAGGAUAGUUACCAGCAUCAGA